GCUAUGGAUACCCCUCCAAAUACCUGUGAAUGAAAGCCGCCCGUAGGUAAAGGAUGAUGAGGAGGAGGUGUCUUCCUCCUCGAUGAUAGCGUCGCACCUGCGCCCUGCCUCUCCGCUCGUCACCUCACCGCCCACCGGUUUGUUUCCUGGUCGUCACCCUGUUGUUGUGUCUGUCUCGCUCAGUCACCGACCGGCAGUACUUCUUCAACUCUAGCUGCCACAUCAUAGUGUCCUUCCAAGACCGCGUUCUCCUGUGAAAUGUGGAGUAAGUAACCAGUGACAAAAACCAGCCAGCGAAGGAUCACCGCUGCCGCACCGGAGUAGGAGGAGGAGGAGGGGGAGAAAUGCAAGACAAACCCGGCAAGGCAGCUUCCGCUAGCGGUGCACCCGCAGCGCAGAAUGAAGUACAUUUGAAUGGGCAUACUGUCACACAAAAUGGCCACAGCCCACCAAGUACACCUACACCACAGCCACAGUCUGAAUGCCAGCUACCUACUCCAACACCGACUGUCCAGAGAGAGCAGUGGGGUGGAAAGUAUGAGUUCCUGCUCUCCUGUAUUGGAUACUGCGUGGGACUGGGGAACGUGUGGCGGUUCCCCUACCUUUGUUACCGCAAUGGGGGAGGUGUGUUUCUCAUCCCCUAUUUCAUCAUGCUCUUUGUUACGGGUGUUCCACUCUUCCUCAUGGAGCUGAGUUUAGGCCAGUAUGGUGCAGCCGGCCCGAUCACUGUGUGGAAAUGCUGCCCACUGCUUAAAGGUAUUGGAAUUGGGAUGCUAUGUGUGUCCACAUUGGUGUGUCUCUACUAUAAUGUCAUCAUAGCGUGGACAUUUUACUACCUGGGCAGCUCAUUCCAGAGCCCCCUGCCCUGGUCCUGUGACGCAAUCGCCAAUGCAGCUCUCUGUAGUGGUAACAUCACUUCCAAUAGUUCCACUGGUAAAGUCCUCACCCCCACAGAAAUUUUCUGGAAUGAGCGCGUCCUGGGUGUAGUACACAGCAAGGGCCUUCACGAUCCGGGCCCUGUCCGGUGGCCCCUGGCCCUGUGCCUGCUGGCUGCGUGGCUCAUCAUCUUCCUGUGCAUGCUCAAGGGCAUUCGCAGUUCUGGCAAGGUGGUUUAUGUAACAGCUACCUUCCCGUACAUUGUCCUCAUUGUUUUGAUCAUCAGAGGUGCGACUCUGGAGGGCUCUCUCCAGGGCGUCGCUUUCUACCUCACACCCGACUGGAGCCGCUUGGCUAAUGCACAGGUGUGGAAUGAUGCAGCCUCACAGAUCUUCUACUCAUUAGGUAUUGGAGUCGGGGGGCUGCUCUCUAUGGCCUCUUACAAUAAGUUUGACAACAAUGUCAUCCGGGACACUAUAGUGAUCACCACAGGAAACUGUUGCACCAGCUUCUUUGCUGGAUUUGCUAUAUUCUCAAUCCUGGGUCACAUGGCAUAUAGGAAGGGAGUGCCCGUGGGACAGGUUGCAGAUACAGGUCCCGGGUUAGCCUUUGUUGCUUACCCAGAAGCCCUUGCUCUGCUGCCAGGCUCAGUGUUCUGGUCCAUUAUGUUCUUCCUCAUGCUCUUUAUGCUGGGGGUUGAUACAUUGUUUGGAAACAUGGAGGGCAUCACCACAGCCGUGCUGGAUGAGUUUCCUCACCUCCGAGCGAACACACUGCAAAAGUCCUUAUUCUUGGGUGCUUUGUGUUUUGUCUUCUACCUGAUGGGCCUCCUGUUAGUCACUAAUGGAGGAAUUUACUGGUUCACUCUCAUUGACUCCUUCAGCACUAGUUUUGGCCUCAUCAUCAUCACCCUCUUCAUGUGCCUUGGCAUCUCCUUCUUCUAUGGAGUCAACCAGUUUUGUCAAGACAUUGUUGAUAUGAUCCGCCACUGCCCUCCCUGGUGCAGCAAAGUGCUGAUUUACUUCAAAGCAUGCUGGGUUUUCUGCACUCCGUUUCUUCUACUGUUCAUCCUGACCUACAUCUUCAUUGAGAUGUACAGAACGUCACUCCGCUACGGCCAAUACGUGUAUCCACGGUGGGGUAAAGCCUUGGGUGUGUGCAUGGGGGCGGCCUGCUGUUUACAGAUCCUCAUCUGGGCCUUUGUCGCCAUCAGCAAAGAAACUGGAACACUGAAAGAACGUUUCCAGAAAUCAAUUCGACCACUGAAUUCCUGGAGGGAAAAUAACUUGAACAGCACCGGGAGAUUAGAGGAGACCGUACAGCCUGAGCAAGUGGAUACUCCAUACACGGUCACGCUCACCGACAUGGAUUUUACUGCGAUGACGUGGGACAGGGGAAGCCAGGCGUAACAGAACAGAGCAGUUGUGGAUACACGAUGAGCAAACUAUGUUGUAAAGAGACAGAGGAAUUUACUAUUUUGUUCAGCUUGGAUUAUCAUAUAUGCGUGACUGCAUGAAGAUAUCUCAAUGAAGGGAAUCUUGCAGUUAAUAGGCUAAACGUAUUUAUUGUCAUAGUAGCACAGUGCAAUGAACUUUUACUGACAGCAGCCAACAUCUGCUGUCCAAGGUGGAAUAAGAAAGAGCAGCUUUGUGACUGUUACCCUUCAUGCUACUGAUGGACCCAGAGAAGCGACCACAAACAAUUGCACUGCCAGACUGUUGGCAUUGACAACAGCAGGAAUAUUUUUAAUUCAGUUUUUAUAAAUGAAUGAUUGGUAGAAUAAAUACAUUAUUUAUACAAUAUGUUGCCAAUUAACUAUUUUUCAGGGUACUGUCUGUAUGUCAAUGAGACACCUGACUCUGACAUUUUCAUUUCAAAUGACUAGUGCCCACAGUUUCUGCAGAAAAUGUAGCAUUUGUUUCACUUCUAGUGAAAACUUUUAGUCUUUGCACAUCUAAAUACAACUGAGUAACAAAGGCUAAAGUAGUACUGUAGAUAAGGCUUCACGUGUAUCACAGUUAUUAUAUCACACUUUACUUUUUUUCUUUCAACUUUACUGAAAUUUGAAUUUGACAGUCCUUCACUGUCAGUGAAGUUUUUUUUUGUUUGUUUGUUUUUUUAGGAAACUAAUGAAGUCAUUAGAGUUAAAUGUACCCCCUUAGGAUGUGUUCAUUGUUAUGGUUUGAAAUUUGCCUCAGUUUGUCACCACUUUGCUUGAAAAUGUGCAUGGACAGUGCCAAUAACACCAGAACAACAGAGAAGGGAGUACAUUAAGACCCCACACACAUGAGACAGCUCACCAGGACACACUGGUUGCAUUAAUGUGCUGUGCAUCUCUUUAAGGGGCUGACUAAACUUGGCUGUCCCAGAUUAAAUCCAUUUAAGGCUAGCUGCACGGUUUGCUUUGAUCCUGUUUUCUAUGAUUUAUGAGUUAGCAGGGGAUAACUGACCCACCAUUUUCCAGGCAGGAGUUUCUCAAAAACCUACUUUAAUGUGCUUCCCUCAAGUAUUGUUGCAAACAAACAGAUGAUAAUGCUAACAUGCCAGAUCCACAAUUUCUGUGUUUUCAAAUCCUUUCUGGAGUACAAACUUUAUGUAUUUAGAAUAGGGUAUCUUUUUUUUCCCCAUUUUGGCCACAGUAGCUUUUAUUCAUAGUGGAGAGAGAGACAGGAAAUGGGGAAAGACAUGCGGGCAAACUGGCAACAGACUGGGACUUGAACCAUAUGCACGUGGUCGCCAGCUUCACCACUAAGCCACCUGGGUGCCCAGCAGGAUUUCUUCUCAAACCUUUACAUAAACCUUUAAGAACAUUUUUCUUACUUUUUUUAGGAUACUAUGUAACAAAACUCACUCAGUGUUUCUGUUCAUUUUGUCAUUCUCAUGUACAAUGGCAUAUGUAGACUCAAUAUUCUCAUAUAAUUAAUUGCUUUUGCUUAUUGUAUACUUUUUCUAUAUGCUGAUAAAAAAAAUUUAAAACUG
This is a messenger RNA of Archocentrus centrarchus (flier cichlid), 3855 nucleotides long. It is a transcript of the gene slc6a7, whose product is annotated as solute carrier family 6 member 7. The record is from RefSeq and is a predicted model, not a curated record. NCBI's taxonomy places the organism in Eukaryota, Metazoa, Chordata, Actinopteri, Cichliformes, Cichlidae. The transcript has 14 exons. The coding region runs from base 345 to 2285 and encodes 646 amino acids. Gene Ontology annotation, molecular function: amino acid:sodium symporter activity. Gene Ontology annotation, cellular component: plasma membrane. Gene Ontology annotation, biological process: amino acid import across plasma membrane; nitrogen compound transport; sodium ion transmembrane transport.